UUGAAAAGACAGCAGCUUUGACCUCACUCUUCCCCUUCUCUUUCAAACAAAGCUUUCCUCCUUUCCCCAACCGGCCGGUGAAGGAAAAAACAAGAAAAACACUAACCAAAACAAAGCUGGAAUAUUUUGUACGUACAAAAUCUCAUACCCAUCUUUCUAAACCAGAUCCAAAUACAAGAGUGAAAAUCCGAGCGAUGAGUGGUGGGAAUUGAUUCUGAGCAGUGAUAUAUAGCUGAGCAGGGCGUCAAAAUCUGAGACAUGGGUAGGCCAAGGAGUCUUCGCAGCAAAGCGGCCCACUUUGUUACUGAUAUCACUACUGGAUUGCUCAACCCCAUUUCUGACAAACCCUCCAAACCCUCUCCUUCUCCUCCUCCUCCUCAGGAAGAUGUGGAUGGGUCCAGAGGAAGUCAAAAUGGAACAAUGAGUGAAGAGAUGCCAGCUAAUCCAGUUGAUGGGCCUGACAAGUAGAUCUGUACCACUUUACGGUGCAAACCCUCUUCUUGGUGACGGAGAUAGAUAGGCAACUAGGAUAGACAGGACGAGCGACAGCAGACUAAUUAGCAAGGACAAGCGCAAAUCUCUCUUGGACGAGCAUGUCCACUAGGUAAAAUGAUGAUAGGAUACGACCGUUUCAGUCGCGUUGACAAUAAAGGAGUGUGCGGCCGUGUUCCGUCAGUAGAUUGGUCAUUACCAGCCUCUCAGUUUGUAUAUUGACUUCUAUCUCCUAUAUAAACGGAAGUGAUCAUAGUUGUGUUCCAGGAAACUUCUUUGCACAUGGAACCGCACGGUUCGGAGAGCACUGAAUUAGAAUGAGAGGUUCACACCCUCUGGUCUACUUCUACCCUUUGCAAUUAACAUUUUGAUCCACACAUUUCCUUGUCAAUCAUAUUUUUGUCUGUGUAGUAGUCAAGUACAGCACGUGCUGUGAGUUUGCAUAUGUUGAUUGAAAAGUAAGCAACCUCUAUGAAUUAGUAGCGUGUGUAUAUAUAUUAAACUAUCUCCAACCAGUUUCUCUUGUAACUCUCCUCAGUGAACAAUUCCACACACUUUGCGUAUCUAUUAUUCAAACAAUGGAGAGAGUUACUUGGUUCUUCUUGGUAUACUUGAUCUGUUGUGAGGCGGCUAGCUGCUUGACUACGGCAACACAAACCAACCUUAACAUCACCACAGACCAGUCUGCUCUUCUUGCUCUAAAAGCCCAUAUCACCAGUGACCCUCAAAACAAGAUCCUGAUCAAUUGGUCAACCACCACCCCUAUUUGCAACUGGGUUGGCGUCAUUUGUGGUGCACGCCAUCAUCGAGUCGCAGAGUUGAACCUCUCUUACUUUGGUCUCGCGGGCACCAUUCCUCCUGAGCUAGGCAACUUAUCAUUGCUUGUUGAUCUGGACAUCCAAAAUAACAGUUUCCAAGGUACCUUGCCUCACGAGUUGACUCGCCUGCGCCGGUUGAAGUUCAUUAACUUGGGAUACAACAAGUUUAUGGGAGUGAUACCGUCAUGGUUUGGGUCCUUGUCCAAACUUCAAGGAUUCAUGUUGUUUGGUAAUCAAUUUGCAAGUUCUAUACCAGCUGCUAUCUUCAACUUAUCUGCUCUUCAAAUACUUAAUCUGAGUCAUAACCAACUCUCAGGUAGAAUCCCCAGAGAAAUCAGGAACCUAACAACGUUGAAGGCGAUCAACCUUGAUUAUAAUAAUUUUAUAGAAAUUCCAAAUGAGAUCGGCACCUUGAAUCAGCUUGAAGAGUUGUUUGUGCAAAAUAAUGCCUUAAAAGGGCCUAUUCCUAUGGUCGUCUUCAACUUGUCAUCUUUGACUAGAGUAAAUUUCUAUGGAAACAAGUUGAAUGGUAGAAUUCCCGACAAUAUAUGUCAACAUCUUCCAAAUAUCCAAGAGUUGAAUUUGGGAAGGAAUCAGUUUGAUGGUUCACUUCCAUCCAAGUUAUGGCAAUGCAAACAACUUCUUGUAUUAAAUUUGGUGGAUAACAAGUUCAGUGGAAGAAUACCCAAAGAUAUUGGGAACUUAACUAGGAUAAAGACGAUUGGGUUUCACACCAACAGCUUAACAGGUAUUCAUAAUCUCAAUUGCAUAUUUAUUUAAUUACCAUUAUAUAUUUUUAUAAACCGGUUCAUAGAAUUAUCAAUCUAAAAGAUGAUGUGGUCAUUUUAUAUUUUGAUAAUCAUAUUAUAUUGUUCUAACAAAUUUAUACCUGUUUUACAUUAGUCUAAUGUAUUCCAAUAGUACUCUUUUUACGUUACACAAAUCUUAAUAUAAUUUUCUAAAAUUUUUGAUAAUUUUUCUCCCACUAUCUUUUUAUCUUCAUUUUAUCUCUCCCCUCACUUUCCCAUGUUUAGGAAAAG
Molecule: messenger RNA, 2350 nt
Organism: Rosa rugosa (rugosa rose)
Lineage: Eukaryota; Viridiplantae; Streptophyta; Magnoliopsida; Rosales; Rosaceae
Product: LRR receptor-like serine/threonine-protein kinase EFR
Exons: 4
Coding region: 1071-2090 (339 amino acids)
Molecular function (GO): protein binding
Source: RefSeq, a predicted model, not a curated record